Nannospalax galili (Upper Galilee mountains blind mole rat) is the source of this 1816-nucleotide messenger RNA. RefSeq names its product syntaxin 5 (gene Stx5). The transcript is spliced from 11 exons. Gene Ontology annotation, molecular function: SNARE binding; SNAP receptor activity. The record is from RefSeq and is a predicted model, not a curated record. NCBI's taxonomy places the organism in Eukaryota, Metazoa, Chordata, Mammalia, Rodentia, Spalacidae. Gene Ontology annotation, cellular component: Golgi membrane; SNARE complex; endomembrane system. Gene Ontology annotation, biological process: intracellular protein transport; vesicle fusion; endoplasmic reticulum to Golgi vesicle-mediated transport. Bases 168 to 1235 code for a protein of 355 amino acids.
AGCUGCACGUCACGGGGGUGGGGUUACGUGUGGGUGACGUGGCGGCUGUUACUCUUUGGGCCGGUUUCGGCGGCUUAGGAGGCCAGCGAGGCGACGGUGACGGCCCGGGAGUGUGAGGCGCUGGCGGCGGCGGUAGGCGACAGAGGAGUCCGAGGUUAUGCGACUCAAUGAUCCCGCGGAAACGCUACGGAUCUAAGAACACGGAUCAGGGUGUCUACCUGGGUCUUUCAAAGACACAGAUCCUGUCCCCUGCAACUGCUGGCAGUAGCAGCACCGACAUCGCCCCUCCCUCCCCCCCAGUGGCCCUGGUCCCUUCCCCUCCAGACACCAUGUCCUGCCGGGAUCGGACCCAGGAGUUCCUGUCUGCCUGCAAGUCACUGCAGAGCCGUCAGAAUGGAAUCCAAACAAAUAAGCCAGCUCUGCGAGCAGCCCGACAACGCAGUGAAUUUACCCUUAUGGCCAAGCGCAUUGGGAAAGAUCUGAGCAAUACAUUUGCCAAGCUGGAGAAGCUGACAAUCUUGGCAAAGCGCAAGUCUCUCUUUGAUGAUAAAGGAGUAGAAAUUGAGGAGCUAACAUAUAUCAUCAAACAGGACAUCAAUAGCCUCAACAAACAAAUCGCUCAGCUUCAAGACUUUGUGAGGGCCAAGGGCAGCCAGAGCGGCCGACAUCUGCAAACCCAUUCUAAUACCAUUGUAGUUUCUUUGCAGUCAAAAUUGGCUUCCAUGUCCAAUGACUUCAAAUCAGUUUUAGAAGUGAGGACAGAGAACCUGAAGCAGCAGAGGAACCGUCGGGAGCAGUUCUCCCAGGCACCAGUGUCGGCCUUGCCCCUUGCCCCCAAACACCUGGGGGGUGGUCCUGUAGUUUUGGGAGCAGAGUCCUACACCUCCAGGGACGUGGCCAUUGACAUGACAGACUCUCGGACGAGCCGGCAGCUUCAGCUCCUUGACGAGCAGGACUCCUACAUCCAGAGUCGGGCAGACACCAUGCAGAACAUUGAGUCCACAAUCGUUGAGCUGGGCUCUAUUUUUCAGCAGUUGGCACACAUGGUUAAGGAACAGGAGGAAACCAUUCAGAGGAUCGACGAGAACGUGCUCGGAGCCCAGUUGGAUGUUGAGGCCGCCCAUUCAGAGAUCCUCAAGUACUUCCAGUCAGUUACCUCCAAUCGAUGGCUCAUGAUCAAAAUCUUCCUUAUCCUCAUUGUCUUCUUCAUCAUCUUUGUGGUCUUCCUUGCCUGAACCCUCCCCACUCUGAGGCACUUCGUGGGGGUUUGAGACCCUCCUGGGAGAGCAGGUGGCCAGUGCUGCCACUGAGCCCGUGCAAGGUGAUUGGGGAGAAUGGCCAUUUCCUUGGAACUGCUAAGAAUGGCCAGUGCCCCUAAUCCCCUACUGUUGCCUCUGGCCACUCUGUCCUGCCCUCAGGCCCUUGAAACACUGCUUCUGGAUUUGGACUCUGCUGUGAAGUGGCUGUAAGGGAGCAGAGGCCAACUGGGAGCCGGUGGGGGAAGUUGUCUCCACCUGGAGAUUUUUAUAAACCCUUACCCCUCUCUUCCAAAGAAAGGUAGCUUUGGCAACAAGGGGAAAUGAUGCCCCUCCCUGCCUUGAGAGUGAGGAGAGGAAGCAAAAUUGUCCCAGGGACCAACUUUCCCAUCUGGAUUAGAACUUGACUGCCUUCCUCCCUUCACCAUGUGAGGUGGGGUGGCUCUGAGCCCUUCAGUUGCCUGCACAACCCUGACUUUGGCUGCUGGUGACUCUCAGUCUGCCAAAUGUGCUGCAGCCUAUUUCCUCCCAAUUACAGCAAGACUGUCUGUCAGCCUCUC